Messenger RNA from Drosophila willistoni, 2002 nucleotides. RefSeq names its product YY1-associated factor 2 (gene RYBP). Lineage: Eukaryota; Metazoa; Arthropoda; Insecta; Diptera; Drosophilidae. Gene Ontology annotation, molecular function: DNA binding; transcription coregulator activity. The record is from RefSeq and is a predicted model, not a curated record. The coding region runs from base 119 to 574 and encodes 151 amino acids. Gene Ontology annotation, biological process: positive regulation of DNA-templated transcription. Gene Ontology annotation, cellular component: nucleus. The transcript is spliced from 2 exons.
CAAAAUGAGUUAACAGAACUCACACAAUUUAUUUUAGCCCAACACAAAAAAAAAAGAAAAUAAAAAAAAUAAGAAAGAGUGCAAAUUGCCUUUCACCACACAAACAGAGAAUCAAAUUAUGGAUAAGAAAUCCUCGCCCGUGCGACGACAAAAGCGCCAAGCCAAGGUAAUUGAGGAGAACUUCUGGGAUUGCAGCGUCUGCACCUACAGGAACUCAGCGGAGGCUUUCAAGUGUCGAAUGUGUGACGUCAGAAAAGGAACCUCAACACGCAAGCCACGCCUCAAUUCGGCGCUAGUCGCCCAACAGGCGGCCACACUGCCAGGAGCCAGCGGUACAAUGCCCAAUGGUAAAUCCUCCAGCUCCAGUUCGCGUCAUGGGAGCGGUCACGAUAGACAGCGUCACAAGCGUUAUCCUGCCCGAUUGAAGAACGUUGAUCGAUCAACGGCACAAACGCGAGAAGUUACCGUCAAUUCGGUAACUGUUUUCAUAACAGAAUACAAGGCCAAGCCAGUGAGCAGCAGGCGGGAAUCAAGCGAGCAGAGCUUCAGUGAGAGUAAUGAUAGUCGGAGUUAAGCUAGCCACUCGCCACUUACACCUCGUUACUCGCUAAAUAUAUUUUGAUAUUCCCUCCCCCCCCCCCCCCCAUCGUCCCCCUCACUAUAAUUCCCUUUUUCCCCUCUCUCUAUCCUUAAAAAUUGUAAAUUUUAAUGCUAGGCCUCAACAACAAAACACACACGAAAAAUCAGCAAAAUUGUAAAUUGGGUAUAAUCCUUUUCUAAUAUUUGGAUUACCUUUAAGUUUAUUAUUAUUCUUUUUUUUUUUGGAUUUCUUGUUCGAUUAAGUAUUAGGCGAUAUUCCGCUGCUCCCCGCCCCAUUCUAAGUGACUUCCACACAAAAAAAAAUGAGAUGACAAAAAGAAAGUCCGCGCAAAAUGCAUUUAAGUGAAGUUCCAACCAACACACCAACACACACACACAUAUAAAUGUGCUACCCUGUAUAUAAUUAGUAUAUAUAUUUAAUUAUAUCUCCCUAAUUUAUUUAAUUAUUAUCCUGCAUGUAUAAAAAAUGCAGAUAAUCUAUAUAUAUGAACAGAUAUAUAUCUCCACAAUUGAUUUUUAAGUGUCAAAUUGAAAUAUAAUUUUAUUAAGUCUUAAGCCAAUCUCAAAUUUAUAAUUUAAAUAAUUCGCGCCAAUCCCCCCGCUCCCACCCCUCCCUAGACAAAAUGCCAAUUGGACAACGAAAUGAGCAUGAAGUAUAGACAAUUUGUUUGAUUAUAAUUUGCUGUCAUCAUGUAUAUUUGUUUAAUAAUAUAUCUCAUUUAUAAUGUUUUUUUACUAAUUAUUAUUUUUUUUUAUUUUUCUGUAUACAAGACUGAUUAAUAGUUAUCAAAAUACACAAAUUCAACCAAUAAUAUAGAAAAUAUUUUGGUUUAUGCUUAGAGAAAUAAAAUGAUUGAGAGAAUUCUCCAAACAUUCUCUCCAUCCGUCUCUCUUCCGAUAGUUCAGCAAAAAAAACAUUACACAAUAACAUUUACCAAUAGCUAAACAAUUUUUUGUACUUACCUUACAUAAACAAUAAUAAUUAGCAAUUUUUGAUAUGAAUCAAUUAUAUUUGAAGAAUUAUGAGAACUUUAGAUGUGCUUAAACAAAUGAAUAUAUUUGUAUUUUGAGAUAAAUUCCAACAAACACCAAACAAUUUGAUGACUCGAAUAGAAGAAAAUCGAAAAAAUAAAAACAAACAAUCACCGCAAUAGAUGAAUGAAUCUCGUUUUCAUUCAAAAAAAUAUGAUAAAACUGCCGACUGAGUAAAUAUAUACACGUAUGUAUAUAUACAAUAUAGUCAAAAUAUAUUAUAUAUAUAAAGAUACUUCCAACAAGAACAAACAUUUUCAAGCUUGUAUUAAACAUUUAAAUUCAUAGUUUAUGUAAUAACAAAUGAAUGGCUAGCUGGGCUUAAGCAUAAAUCAAUGUUAGCUAAAACAACAACAAAACGAAUUAAAGG